Molecule: messenger RNA, 862 nt
Organism: Paramuricea clavata
Lineage: Eukaryota; Metazoa; Cnidaria; Anthozoa; Malacalcyonacea; Plexauridae
Source: the annotation of a GenBank genome assembly
AUGCCUAAAGAAAAAGGCAAGCGUCGUUCAGGACCAACUGGAGGCUCAACUUGUGGCCGUCCGCAGCGUGGCAUUGAGCAAACGCCGGCUGCAGAUGUUGGUGAAAGUUCGAUGACGCCGUCGAGUACUGCUGGGGUGAAUUACGCCGACUUAUCAACGGAGGUUCUCCAUCUCCUCGAAAUCUCGCGCUUUCUGGUUCGCGUGAUACUCUUCUUCGUCGCCUCGCCGAUCACGAUGGAGCAGAAGUCCCAGCUGCAUCGAGUGCCGAUCCAAGACCCAGCUCAAGAUUCCAAGAUCCGAAUCUCUCCGCUCGCUUGCGUUGAACCUUGUUCCUUUUCUCCGCGACGUUUUGGCCCAACAAAACGGGUCGCCGCCAACUAUGCCACCUCAACCACAGUCUCUGCCACGUUUUCCCGUGCAAAACGCUCCAACGCUGCCUCUGGACCUUGGUAAUCCAUCACAAGUUGCCAGCCUCCUUUCGUCGCAGCCAUCGACAUCUUCGCCAUUAGACGUCAGCCCAAAUUUACCAAAAAGGCUUGAAGAGCAAAUUCUAAAGGGUGAGUUUGUCGAUUUUUCUUUGCUUCUCCCGGGUAAUUCAGACCGUCCUAGUUUUGCCCCUAUUCGCCUUUCAGUAGAGGGCGACCAGGGUUUCACGAUCCCAAUUCCUUUCUCAAAUUUCGGAAAGCGCACUAAAGUCGACAACAUAGAUAAGUGGCUUACUGCUUUUGGUAUUGACGCGUCCGUGGUUGUCGCUAAAUUUCCACAUAAGGCCGCGCAGCUGUUUGCCUACCAGCGCAUAAUCCACGAAGCUUCGCAAAAGUUUAAAGGCCUCGCAUGGUACGCUUACGAUAUUGAUUUUUGA